AUGGACUCUAUGGCGGUCCAAGAAUUCUGCCGGACCUUGUUUAACAUGAGACCGGACAUAACCUUGUCCUUGGCCCAAACCAUAUUCCUGGGCGACACGAGACACAUUCUAGGCCUCGUCACCUUGCCUUGCCACAUAAUACAAGGUAUGAAGGACUUGGCUGUGCCGGUAGCAGUGUCAGAGUAUUUGCAUCAGAAUCUCGGCGGUGAGUCAAUCGUGGAAGUCGUAGCCACGGAAGGUCAUCUGCCACAGCUGAGCUCGCCAGAUAUCUUGAUUCCCGUGCUUCUCAAGCACAUUCGUUACGGCAUUGCAGAGUUGUAG
This is a messenger RNA of Corylus avellana, 321 nucleotides long. The record is from RefSeq and is a predicted model, not a curated record. NCBI's taxonomy places the organism in Eukaryota, Viridiplantae, Streptophyta, Magnoliopsida, Fagales, Betulaceae.